UAAAGAGUAGGGCAGUUUGGGAAACGCAACGAAGAACCGGGGUAGAAGGGGAAGGGAUUCCUGAUCAGUCCGUUAUUACUUUAUUACCACUAUCUCUAUCUUUAUUACCACUAUCUUUAUUACCACUAUAACGCGAACUCGAAGAAGGGAUCAAACUCUGAAAAACCCUAAGCAUUUAUCUAAGCAUUUAUCCAUUAGCUUCUCUCUUCAAACCAGCCACAAUGAUGAGAAGGUUCUCUAAAUUGCUUCUACUCCCCGCGUCUACGAAAGGCGAUGUUGUAGGUGUGCCUCCUGUUUGCGGCGGCGGAGGCAGCGGAGGCGGCGGAGGCACUGUUGGUGGUACUGUUUGCGGCGGCGGAGGCAGCGGAGGCGGUGGAGGAACUGUUGGUGGUGUCCCAGCUGUUUGCGGCGGCGGAGGCAGCGGAGGCGGCGGAGGCGCUGUUCGUGGUGUGCUUGUUGUUUCAGCCGGUGGGGGAGGUGGAUCAGGUAGUGGUUGCGGCGGCGGAGGCAGCGGAGGCGGCGGAGACCGUUUUUGCGACUACGUGCCUCCGACUCUCAUUGAGCAAGUGGCAAGACUUGUGGUGGGCAGCCUCACCGUCGCGGUGAGUCUGGACUACUACUACGAUAAGGUGACCAGUCCAGAGACCACAGAAGUAGUUCAAAAAAUGAUUGAAAAGGCAGUUGUGGAGAUGAAAGAGACCGUGGAAGCCUCUCAUCAGAAGACGGUAGCUUGUGUCUCAGAGAUGCUAGCUGCUGACAAGAAAGAGAGGGAGGAGUUGGCAGCUUCCAAAACCAAAAAAUAUUGGUUUUGGUAGAUAUAUAUAAUCUUCUCUAGUUAAAUAUUUAAUUAAAACUCUACUUCUAGUAUGAUAUUUAUGAAAAUAUAUUCGAACUUUUGGUACUUCUAGUAUGAUAUCUAUGAAAAUAUAUUCGAACUUUUGGCGAAGUAAAUUCGUACUCCUAUUUAAAUUUUGUUUUUAUC
Messenger RNA from Daucus carota subsp. sativus, 982 nucleotides. RefSeq lists its product as uncharacterized. Lineage: Eukaryota; Viridiplantae; Streptophyta; Magnoliopsida; Apiales; Apiaceae. The record is from RefSeq and is a predicted model, not a curated record. Bases 222 to 815 code for a protein of 197 amino acids. The transcript is spliced from 3 exons.